UCCACCCAGUUUCACUAACUUUGACCUUGGUGACAUUUAUAGUUACACAAUGGGUUAAAGGUUAAGCUCGUGCAGUUUAUAAAUCAAGUAUGAUCUAGAGUGUUUGCAUAUGCAAUUUAUUGCUUACACCGAAAUGAGCCCACACACUAAAACCCACACAUGGCGCGCGGCGACGAUUUCAUCGCCGUUGCACUUUAUACGGAAUAUCACGGCGGCGACGACGGCGGCAAAAAUGCGCUUGGAGUGCCCAUAUAAUUUCUAUCGCAAUAAAAGAAAAAGAACCGCGGCGUAAAUUUCUCUCUCUCAAAUGGCAAGGUCGCCGUUACGUCGUCGCGCCGUAACACGCGUGUUCGAGUCGAUGUCUCAAAGCUGCGGCUGCGACGCAGAGGGAAGCAACGACGGAGGUCCAGUCCGGCCAACGAAACUGCUCACAACCGGCCAACGCUCGCUUCAACGGCAGGAAAAGAAAGGGAGAGGGUUAAGCUGGCGCCGGGACGGUGGCGGGCGCGCACGGAGACAGUCGAAGGUGGGGAGCUACGAGGCAGUUGAGAGGGAGAGUGAGGGGAGCCACCGAAGCGACGGGGUCACCUCUGCUGAAGCCAAAUCCGCUUCCCUGACGCCCUCCUCCCUCACCUUCGACGUGUCCGCGCGCGUCCGGCGCCGCCGUGCUGGCGCCGCCCGCUCCCUACAGCAUCGUUUUCUGCGGCCAACGAGCGUUGGCCGACGUGGGCAGUCUCGUGGCCCCUACUCGCCAUCUGCUUGCGCGCCGUGAUAUAUGGGGGCCUUGCGCUGGAGUUUGAGGUAUAGUAGCGGCGCCUGGCGGCGGCGAAAAACGUCAUCUGGGUAGUACCAGCUUGCGUAGUACUGAGCCGUGGCUGUGGCGAAGCGCGUUUCGAGACCGAGUUUUGCGUCGAUUCGCACUUUUUUUCGGCCCUGUUUCGAGUGCGAAAAGGUUUGUCACUUCUCACAGACCACGCCGACCACGCUGCAAGCUGGUCGCAGCCUAUAGUUUAACGAAAACGGACUCUCCGUGUGCCGCGGGACGUAAUGCUGGAAGCAGAAGACAUCGGCGACGCCGAUUCGGAGAGACCUAGCUCCACCUCGAAAAAGCGUCACCGUCGUUACUGCUGCGUCGUGGGCUGCCAUGAACAAGAAGGCCUGAAUCCCAACAUCAGAUUCUACCGUUUUCCUUCAAGGCCUCACGAAGCGGAGCGUCGGGCGCGCUGGAUAACUGCAGUUCGUCGCGCUGGUCUCGACGGCAAACCGUGGGAACCAACGCCGAACACCAGGAUAUGCAGUCGCCACUUUGUGGGCAACGAGAAAAGCAAUUCGGUCAGUCACCCCGCGUAUGUGCCUACAGUCUUCCCCGCGGUCUACAACAGGCCUCUUCCGCCUGACUCUUCAAGUCACAUGGAACGGUUUCAAAGGUGGCAGAAAAGGGACCUGAAGCCGAGUUCCUGCGCUUCUGGGAGCAACGUACCAGAUAUACAAACUGCAUCUGAGGAAACCUUCGAGGCGAGAAGCGAAAAUGUAAGCUGAAAAUUUUUCUCCGCAGAACUACUCGCCUUGGUGGUGUAUAAUUAUGGCGUUUCUGAACGUUAUUACUUCCUUCACAUUACAAACCUGUAGCUAUUAAUGUCUUUACAUUUUCGCACCUUUUAUUUACCGUGCAGCCAUCAACUCACACUGAGCAACAGAAGCCUGCAGAGUGUUCAGACUACACUGGAGCUCUUGCUGACCAGACAACAGCAGACAUACAUGGAGGUUUUCCCCCUGCAUCAACUCGUGAUGAUGAAGGCUGCCCCAGUCCUAUGAAAGAGGAUUUGACUUCCGCAGGUACCUUGCGACUUGAAACAUCAGCCCAAACUGAUGACCAGCAGAUGAUUACACGCGCGGUUGGACCGCACACAAGGGCUUGCUACUUUGCUGGAUAUGAAAGUAUUGUAAGUGCCCCUGAUGCACUACGAAGUUUGUGUGGGGUGGACAGCAAUGCGUUUUCUUUAUUGCUUAGUCUUUUGCCAGCUGUCAGGGAAAGAACAACCGAUGUAACGCUUGAAAACAAACUUCUCAUGUUUCUCAUGAAAAUGAAACUAGGAGUAUCUUUUGCGGCCAUUGGUGUCAUGUUUGGGGUGCAUGAGAGCACUGCCUGCCGUAUAUUUUAUUCAGUUCUGAACACAUUGGCAGAAAUAACCAAAGAUUGGAUUUAUAAGCCCCCUAUUGAAGAUAUAAAACUUUCACAGCCUGAAUGCUUCAAGAAAAAUUAUCCAGAGUGCACUUUGAUCAUUGACUGCACUGAAAUUAGAACCGAAACACCAUCCGAAGUCAGGCAGCAGCAUAUGCUGUUUUCUUCAUACAAGAGUUGCUACACACUAAAAUUUUUAGUUGGAAUUAUCCCAAAUGGAAUGAUUGUUUUUGCAUCUGAGCCUUUCGGCGGACGGUGCUCUGAUACACAAAUCACUCUUGAUUCUGGUUUUCUUCACAUCGUUGAACCAGGUGACAUGAUCUUGGCUGACAAAGGUUUCCCUGGUAUCCGUACAGAGCUUGCUCACAAAGGAGUAGUCAUGAUCAUGCCACCCUUUUCAGCUGGAAGUGGCAUUCCAUUUUCUCCUGAAGAAAUGGAGCAAACCUAUAGCAUUGCAUCUGUGCGCGUUCAUGUUGAAAGGGUGAUUCAAAGAAUUAAGCAAUACGGCAUCCUGAAACAUCACAUCCCAAUUUCACUAGUUUCGUCUAUGAAGGAGGUUUUCCGUAUGUGCUGUGUUUUGGCAAAUCUUCAACCUCAUAUAAUUGCAAUGACAUGAGCACAAUGACAAGAAUGUGCCCUUUUAAUUUGGAGUUCACUAGGUGUGGUCUGUUUCCCUGGAUGCAUCAAUCUAUGAGACUUACAAGCUGCUCAUAUGCUGUGAAAGACGCUGUUGUGGAGGGCUGUGGAUAAAUUUUGACCAUCUGUGGUUCUUUAAUCUGCACUGAUACUAAACCUCAGAUGGGUUUUCUUGCAUUUUGUCUGCAUUAAAAUGUACUCACUGCAACAGGGUGCACUGCAACAGGGUGCAACAGGGUCCCAAGGUCUUCCAAAUGGAAAAAGAUGCCUGAAGAGAUAGUGUCCACAUUAUCUAUAAUGAUGCAUAUUCUUUCCUUGCCAUCAUAUUUAUGUGUACAUGUAUGGUGGUGUUCUUGUUGUAAUAUUCUUUUUUUUUCACUUGCGGUAGUAUUCUGCAUGUUUUUUUUUUU
Molecule: messenger RNA, 3228 nt
Organism: Dermacentor silvarum
Lineage: Eukaryota; Metazoa; Arthropoda; Arachnida; Ixodida; Ixodidae
Exons: 3
Coding region: 1048-1539 (163 amino acids)
Molecular function (GO): sequence-specific DNA binding
Source: RefSeq, a predicted model, not a curated record